UCGUCUAAGGGCCUUCGAUCGAGAAGUAGCACAGGUUGAGCCUAGUACAGACAUACAUACAUACAUGUAGUAGAGUGGCUACAUACAACAAACUCUCUGCUCGUGGUGGUCAACUUUUCAAGUGCCAACUCUUGGUAGAACGUGUCCAAUACUUAAUUGACAGAUUCAACUUUCGAUGAUGUCUUCGGGACUAACAGAGUGUUGGUGUGUCCACCUGAUUAUAAACAACGAAAAGGAUUAGGUUUCCACUCAACUCAGCUGCUCCCUUGUCUUGUACUAGUCGUCGAACCCUCAGUGGUGAUUAAGCCCCUCAAUAAUAUCACCCAAAUUGAGGUUUCCCGUCGGAAGAGCCGGUGUCAAAUCUCCGUUCUGACUUCCCCUCUCGAUGGCUCCAGUUUGGAAAUGGAUCGAAUGCACAUCAGACAUGGAUUACUAAAUUCAAAAUCAGAUACAACAACAUGUGGUGACUACUUCAACGAAAACCGAUAAGGUGUUCAAAUAAUCCGACCUUCGGCAUGACAAAAAUCGUGCUUGAAAAGCCUGGGAUCUUAACGCGACAAUGAAUAUUGAUAAGAAGUACAGUGAAUGAGUGAGUGAGUGGUGAGCUUGGGCAUCAAUUGGAUUCGCCUUGAGGGAAACAACCAACAGACCAGUGCAAGAAUCUAAAACUCAUGGACACAAACAGUAUGUCCGAUCAAAAGAGCGACUCUCCCGACUCUUCCAGCAACGGUCUAAGUCCACCCAUUGUCAUUGGUCUAAUUGUGGCAGGAACAGGGAUUGUCAUCUUGGUUGUGAUAUGCGUGGUUUGCAUGUUUUGGAGAAAAUCCAAGGCCAGGACCAAAGAUGAAAUGUCCGAUGAUGGAGGUUUUGGUCUCAAACCUGACGACAUCAAGAUCCAAACCUUGGGCCGGAACUACAAGAUCAACUCCAUUCCCAAUGCAGAGAACACUGACGAAUCUCGGAAAACCUCGGCGUGUUCCACUCACUCGCAUAAUCAUCACGAAGUGGCACCUUUAUUGACCAACGGUUCAUCACAUCCCGAGCGAUUGGACGUUGUCAAGCAUUCCAAUGAACCUUUUCGGAUCCUUGACCGAGCCACCAGCACCUACAUAGAGCCAAGAACCAUUGCAUCGCUCUCUAGGCAGAGUAGUAAUACCUCACAAAACAUGACCAUGGAGGAGGUCACGCGAAGCAUCAAUCCCUCUGCCAUAAUUGAUCGAACUCGAAAAGAAGAUCCAGCUGCACGGGCGCCUUUGGCUGAUGCCGAAUCUUUGUUUUCUGCCGAAUCCAUGGAUAUCCCCAAUGAGAUCCCUGCCAGUGUCUUAAAAUCAGGUCUAAAAUCCUCCACAAGACGCAACCCACACGGAGUUGGGGAAUUUCGGAGACCUCAAAGUGAUGGUAUCACGCAAGAAAAGAGAUAUGUUCCCAAACUUCCGCCUAAGACACGGAGAGGAGGUGGCGGCUUGAACGGAAAAACUACGGGCAAUGGAAAUCGAUCGUCCUCGCAGAUUGGCCAAGUCAACGAUUUGAAGGACCCAGUGGGAUCGUCCAGCCGGUCUAAGAGUGAAAACUGCUUGUUCACCGUGGCCGAGGAUCUCGAUUACGACGAUCUUCCCGAAUCGAUGGUCAGACCAGUGUUGCCACCAAAAUCAGUGCCUCAUUUGCCGCCUAAGCAGAUAAUCAACAAAAGCCAAAAUGACCUCGAAACUAUUGAUCAUAACUUUAAAUCAAGUCUGUCAGAGCUGGCCCAGAAGUUGUUGGAGGAGGAUGUAGAUUACGAUGACCCCCCACCCAAGGAGUCGGCUGAAAUCAAGAAUGGGAACCGAUCCGAAUUCGGAGACUACGACGAGCCAAUCUCCCACGCCCCCCACCGAAAGGAAUUUGAGGAUUACGACGAACCGGUUGAAUAUAAGAACUAAACAUGUGAUAUAUCAAGUGCUGAUUCUUGUGUGCAAUCUUCAUUUGUCUGCUCAGGGCCGUGGAAAGUCAAAGAUGGUAUUUCCCGAAAGUGCUCUUCCACCCAAUCCCGAAGCGUGAUUUAAUUCAACUUUUGUGGCCAGCAAUAAAAUUGUUUCAUCGA
Messenger RNA from Tigriopus californicus, 2080 nucleotides. RefSeq lists its product as uncharacterized. The record is from RefSeq and is a predicted model, not a curated record. NCBI's taxonomy places the organism in Eukaryota, Metazoa, Arthropoda, Copepoda, Harpacticoida, Harpacticidae. Bases 672 to 1919 code for a protein of 415 amino acids. The transcript is spliced from 6 exons.